This is a messenger RNA of Cryptomeria japonica (Japanese cedar), 1422 nucleotides long. RefSeq names its product CDP-diacylglycerol--glycerol-3-phosphate 3-phosphatidyltransferase 2. Gene Ontology annotation, cellular component: membrane; chloroplast envelope. Gene Ontology annotation, biological process: glycerophospholipid biosynthetic process. Gene Ontology annotation, molecular function: CDP-diacylglycerol-glycerol-3-phosphate 3-phosphatidyltransferase activity. Lineage: Eukaryota; Viridiplantae; Streptophyta; Pinopsida; Cupressales; Cupressaceae. The transcript is spliced from 7 exons. The record is from RefSeq and is a predicted model, not a curated record. The coding region runs from base 269 to 1174 and encodes 301 amino acids.
AUGUAGGGAUAUGCAAUUUUCAUCACUGCAAUAUGAUAGAUAAUUCUACUCCUUUAGGUGGUAGGGUCCCUUUCAUUGGCUUCAGGUUUAAGCUCUCGAGAUUUGAUCAAUACCCAAAGGAAAACUCAGAAUCUUUACACAGGACCUGCGACAAGUUAGGGGGAAAUUGGAAAUGAAGCACACAAACCCUUUUCCAUUGCUUAUAAUAACUCUGCAAGCAAUCGAAGAUGAUGGCUAAAGCGAAACGGUUACUCAAUUCCCACUCAAAAUGUUAAGACAAACUAAAAUGGCCCCUUUACGCUGCAAGUCUUUUGUACACACAUUCCCAUAUAAAUUAUUGAGGUUAUCAUCCCUGCGAGGCCAAGAAAGAAUGCUUGUCUGCUGCGGAGCGAAGGCUCUCAAGGGCUCUUCUGUUGUGCCCACAAUGAUUUUGAAUUCGAGUACGAUUAGGGGUAGAAUGCAAGGUUUAAGUCAAAACUGGUCUAGGGUUUGGGUUCAUACAAACGGAUAUAAAAAGGUAGCAGUGUCUGACAUGGACUCUGAGAAGCCAAAGGUGGAGGAAAAUGAGGAUAAGUACAAUAAGUUUCUUACAUUGCCGAAUAUAUUGACGUUAGGGCGCGUUGCGGCUGUUCCCCUUCUCAUUGUGGCAUUCUAUCUUAAUGGAUGGUGGGAAACUGUGGGUACAACAAGCAUCUUCAUGGCAGCUGCUGCCACAGAUUGGUUGGAUGGUUAUAUUGCCCGCAGAACAAAAUCGGGUUCAGCUUUUGGAGCAUUCUUGGAUCCUGUGGCUGAUAAACUUAUUGUUGCUACAACUUUAGUGUUAUUGUGUACAAGGCCUGUUGAAAUGGUCUGGAUUGGACAAGCCUCAUGGUUAUUGCCUGUGCCUGCCAUUGCUAUAAUUGGUCGAGAGAUAACAAUGUCAGCAGUUAGAGAGUGGGCUGCUGCUCAGGGCAGUGAUUUGCGUGAGGCUGUUGCUGUAAACAACUUAGGAAAGUGGAAAACUGCCUCUCAAAUGAUAGCCUUGACAAUCCUACUAGCAACAAGCGGUAGCAGUCAGGGUGGGCCUAGUGGUUUUGUUGCCUCUGGUGUUGUAAUGCUUUAUGUUUCUGCUGGCCUUGGUUUGUGGUCCUUGGCAGUGUACAUGAGAGGAAUUUGGAGAAUAUUGCUUAAAUAAAACACAUUAUGUCCUGCUAUUGAUUAUUUCUGGGGUUGGAGGAAUUUAUUGAUUUAUAUUCUUUCUAAAAGAAAUGGCAGAGAGAUAUCUUUUUAAAGACAUUUUUCAUCUUUUGCCAGUUGUAAUGGUAAUACUUGAUGCAGUUGACUUGUUUUCGAAAGUCCGAAACUGUAAAUUAAUCUGAUUUACAAAAAUUGAAAUAAUAUAUAUGGAUAGAUAUAUGGUGGGGAACCUGGUUGGUUAGUUAA